Marasmius oreades (fairy-ring Marasmius) is the source of this 1717-nucleotide messenger RNA. RefSeq lists its product as uncharacterized. Lineage: Eukaryota; Fungi; Basidiomycota; Agaricomycetes; Agaricales; Marasmiaceae. The coding region runs from base 129 to 1415 and encodes 428 amino acids. Gene Ontology annotation, molecular function: protein binding. The transcript is spliced from 3 exons. The record is from RefSeq and is a predicted model, not a curated record.
CGCGUGAAUCUACACCCCGCCUUGACCCCGCCUCGAUUGAGGCCCGACGAUGAAAUUCGAAUUGUUCACCUAACUUCCUCUUCUAGACCUACACGUGCACUUCAUUCACUCAUUCAUAUCUUUUGAACAUGCACAGUAAUCAUUUUCAACAUCCUGCUAUAUUCGAUGCACAGACUCGGGUUCAGCUUCAGCGACAUCCCGACUUAUGGUUCGACGACGGAAGCGUCGUUUGUCGUGCUCAAAACACACUUUUCCGUGUCCAUGUGUCCCAGCUUUCUCGACACUCAGUUUGCUUCCGAGACGUCUUCGUGGUAGGAACGUCAACGGAUCCCGCCACCUCGGCGUCAAUCGUCCACGAGGAUGGGUCGAACGCCUUCGAGGAUUGCCCCGUCGUCAUCCUGCAUGACUCAGCCGAAGACGUUGGUAACCUUUUCACAGCACUCUACGAUGGCCCAAAGUUCGGGAACAAUGAUCGGGAGGAUUUUCGAAUGGUAUCUGGCAUCCUUCGCCUUGCUACGAAAUAUAUAAUCGAAAAAUUACGCGAGAAAGCACUUGCUCAUUUGAGUAUAGCGUGGCCGUCGACAUUGAAGGGCUGGGACGCCAGGGAGGACGUGGCACGAACUUUCGAAAUGGAGACUGGGAACCCUGGAAGGCACUUCUAUCCGUCACCUAUCUCCGUGAUCAAUCUUGCCCGUCAGAUAGAUGCACUAUCCCUCCUCCCUGCCGCGUUUUAUGAUCUAUCACGGUACCCAUUCAGCCAGAUCUUCGAACAAGACGAAGACAACGGUCUCUAUGUUAAUCAACUAUCUGAUACAGAACCGUGUUCUUCAUCUUCCGCGUCCCAGUCCUCCCUCUCACUUCUAGAUACCCAACGUCUUUGCUUGGGCAAAGAGUCCGUACAACAUACGAUCACAUCCCUCAUACAGGCCAUGAGACUUAGUCAAACUAUACGUAAUACCACACAGUAUCAGACUGUUUUUUCACUCUCCCACCCUCUUGCCGUACCGAACACCGCCAACCCUUUCGCCAUAUCCCCCCACCCCCAUCGUUACCGCCGUUCCCCAUCUAGCUUCGUCUGCAUCUCUGCCGCGGCAUGCCGCAAAGAUUUCAACGAGCUCGUUGACCUUGCAACACAGCACUAUAUCUUUGAUCGAGAGCGUGGAUGCUGCGAUCCCCUGUAUGUCGCCGAAGAACUUGGCCAACUCAAAAGCUCUGAAUUCAGCAAUUUCGAAUCUCCCGAGUGCAAAGCUUGCGCAAGGAGUUUAGAAAUGUGGGCUGCAAAGGAGAGGGAGAGGAUGUGGAAGGGCAUGCCUUCCUGGUUCGGACUCUCACACAAUGUUGGCUCUACGUCCAGUGGCAGCGAGGAGACGAGGACUCCUCCCACGAUUGAUAUCAUCAUACACGGCCACCCAUGAAACAAUUUUUAUAGAUUGUGUACCUCAAGCUCUUUCACGUUUCAUGAUAUGCUGUUCAUUGCUUUUAUUCCCAUCCUAUAUUCUAUCUUGCCACGACCAUCAAUGUACCUCUGACGACCUCUGCUACAUUCCUCUCCCUCAUAUGCAAAUGUUGACUAGACAUCAGUUUGACCAUAUUUAUUUUAAAUGUGUAAAGUAAAGGACUUUGACGAACCUGCUUCUCGACCUAACCCUCAGACACUCACCCUUAAUUGUACGCCAGCUUCGCUCAAGGGAAAAGUCGAGUGGUAUAUCCUGACCGC